Molecule: messenger RNA, 2595 nt
Organism: Sphaeramia orbicularis (orbiculate cardinalfish)
Lineage: Eukaryota; Metazoa; Chordata; Actinopteri; Kurtiformes; Apogonidae
Product: ran GTPase-activating protein 1-like
Exons: 17
Coding region: 129-1838 (569 amino acids)
Biological process (GO): signal transduction; activation of GTPase activity; nucleocytoplasmic transport
Cellular component (GO): perinuclear region of cytoplasm; cytosol; nucleus
Molecular function (GO): small GTPase binding; GTPase activator activity
Source: RefSeq, a predicted model, not a curated record
UAUCAUUUACUCGUUACGUUGUGACGCCGUUUAUUACCUGGAGUAACGCAGCUAGCAUCAGGGAAGCUAAACGGCAGCCGACGAAGAGAAAAAACCGCUCUAAUGUGUUAACUGUCAUCGUAUUUAUAAUGGCAACAGAUGACAUUGCUCAGCUGGCUGAUGCUCUCUCCAAAACCCACGUCAGUGAUGGAGAACUGAGCUACAAAGGCCUGGGUCUGAAGCUUGACACAGCAGAGUCAGUGGAGGACCUGGUCCGAGAAAUUGAGCAGCAUCAGGGCCUGAGAGCUCUGUGCCUGGAGGGGAACACUGUGGGAGUGGAGGCAGCCCAAGUCAUUGCCAAGGCUCUGGAGAGCAAAGACCUACUACAGAGAUGCCAUUGGAGCGACAUGUUCACUGGACGGCUGCGCUCUGAAAUCCCAACAGCUCUGAGGUCUCUUGGCAGUGCUUUAAUGAGUGCAGGGGCCAUGCUGACUGAACUUGACUUGAGUGAUAAUGCCUUUGGACCUGAUGGUGUGAGGGGGAUUGAGCAACUGCUGAGGAGUCCAUCCUGUCACUCUCUGAGGGAGCUGAGACUCAACAACUGUGGCAUGGGAAUCGGAGGAGGAAAGAUCCUUGCUGAAGCUCUAAUCGAGUGCCACAGACAGUCAUCAGACCUCAGAGCUCCACUCAAACUAAGAGUGUUCAUUGCAGGAAGGAACCGCCUGGAGAAUGAAGGAGCUAGUGCUCUGGCCAGGGCCUUUCAGCUGAUCGGCAGUCUGGAGGAGGUCCACAUGCCCCAGAAUGGCAUCAACUACGCAGGGGUGGUGGCAUUGGCCUCGGCUAUGAGACACAACCCUGAGCUUAGGGUCCUGAACUUCAAUGACAACACCUUCACAAAGAGAGGGACCUUGGCCAUGGCUCAGGCUCUGAGGCACCUGAGGAAUGUACAAGUCAUCAACUUCGGUGACUGUCUGGUCCGGUCUGAAGGAGCCAUUGCCCUGGCUGCAGUGCUCAUAGAAGGAUUGCCAAUUCUCAAGGAACUCAACCUGUCUUUUGGGGAAAUCACUGAGGCAGCAGCGCUCGUGGUGGCUCAGGCUGUCAUGGACAAACCUCACAUGGAGAAAGUGGAUUUAAACGGUAACUGUCUGGGGGAAGAGGGCUGUGAGGCUUUGAGAGAAGUUAUGGAGGACAAGGACAAAGGAGACAUGCUUGCCUCACUCAGUGACGAUGAAGGAGAACCCGAUGAUGAGGAAGAUGAUCAUUAUGAGGAUGAUGGUGAUGAUGAUUCAAGUGACAAGUGUAAUGAAGAAGAUGGCGAAUAUGUGAAGGACAAUGGACUGAUGAUAAAAGACAGUCAAACAAAACCUCAGUGCUCAGCAGAAGUAAAAUCUUUCAUCAGCAGCCCCUCUGUUGAAAAGCUUCUUCAGCUGGGAGAGACAAGGACAACUAUGCAACAACAGGUGGAUGCAUCAGACCCACACAAAGCUGCUGAUGUCUUUCUGAAAAUUGCAUCCUUGUACAGUGAUGAACCAGAAACCAAGAAAGCAGUUCUGGAAACUAUUGAUGCAGUAUUGAACAAGUGCCUCUUUGGUUCACCCCUUCAGUCAUACUGCUUCCUUUCCACACUGCUGGUUAUGAUGGGCCUGCUAAAGGGAGAGGGGAAAACGAAGAAGGUGCUGCUGGUCCCAGGUCAGCUGUUGUGUCUGGAGCAUGCUGUCCAGCAGGAAUAUUUCCCUCAGCAUCAUGCAUCAUUGUUUCAUACCUUCCUUUCAAAGAACAGUGAGGCCCUGAAAUCCUGUAGCAGUGCCAGAGAGAGGCUGAGCUCUGCUCUGGAAGAGAGAUGUCAUGAUGAAUACUGACCCUUGUCACUCCACUGGGACAUGUCCACUCUGUACUGACGUUCACUAUGUCUACAGCAACACAUUCAACAGGGAAAUUUUACACUUGAACAAGGGACUAGGACGACCAGAAUUUCUUCUAAUUUUUAUUUUUUUUACUUAUGCUUUUUACUUAUAUUUUUAUAGAAAAUAUAGAUACAAAUAAAAACCUCACAUUACUUAACUACAGGAUUAAUGUUUAAAAAAAAAAAAAAACUGGAGUGGAUCAGAGUGGAUUAGAGCAUGAAUGUCUGACACUUUUUUUUGGCUGUGAAAAUUUUUUUUUGCAUUGAGUAAAAUACUGUGUCAAAAUUCAGUGUUUAAUUUAUAAACCAAUUCCAUACACCAUAUGUGUGGCCACAUUCAGGGCACAUAUAUCACCACAGCACUGAGUGAAUACACAGCAUCGAUGAGCUGAUACAGGCCUUCAUCUCCAUGGCUCAAGACCAGUAGCACUUUGACAUGAUGUUUCCAUUUUUUGACAUGUCAGAUCAAUUAAAAACAAUCUGUGCACAAAAUGCGCUCCCGAAUGUCUAUGUGUAGACAUUCAGCUGCACUGCCUUACCUCAUAUACAUACAGUAGCUGUUUUAAGGAAAAUGGAUGAAUGUAAUUUGCUGAAACUGAAAUACUCUGCAUAACAUUAGACACUGCUAAGUGCAUUUAUGUUGUCUGCAAAAUGUUUAUCUGAUCUGUUGAUUUGUACUGAAACCUCUGCCAGAAAUACAACUAAUCUAAAAA